AUGCCUUGCUUUGUGGAGAGAAUCCUUCCAGGGCAGGAGGGAGAGGUGAGACAGAGCGCAGAGGGCGGUUUGCUGCCAGCUGAAAGGAGUUUAUGCACUGAAACGACCUCAGGAAAAUCCAAGAUGGCCGCCAAAAGGAAAGGUGGCCUAAAACUCAAUGCUAUCUGUGCCAAGCUGAGCCGCAGGGGUGUUCGACAAGCAAGCUCCCAGAAUGCCGAGGGAGACCAGAGCGUGGCGGAGAACAGCGAGCGUGGCAGUUCCCACUACGAUGACAACGAGACCAACUUCCCCGAGAGCCUGAGCCUGAGUCAGAGCCUGGAGGAGGACCAGAAGAGACGCGAGGCCAUUGAGAAGUGGGUCAACGGCGAGUACGGCGAUGAGCCGCUGGCUCCCGAGGACGAGCAGGAGCACAAACUGAAAGUCAGCAAUGACGAAGACGGCCCCCCUGAGGGCGUGUACAUGGUACAGCCCAAAGGCUGCAGCGACGAGGAAGACAAUGCGGAGGAGGCCGAACCUGCGGCGGGGUCACAGGACGGCAGUUACCAAGAUGACAAAGAAACCGAAGAGAGGUCUUCAAAAGACGACGCCUACAUGCCGCCAAGCGAGCCCCAGAGUCGCCAAGCACCUUUCUCCUCUCCAGGAGAAGCCUCUGCCCUGCGAGACUAUGCAGCCAACACCAUGAAUGAGUUCUUAGGAAUGUUUGGUUAUGAUGACCAGCAGGUAAGGGAUGAGCUGACCAAGAAGCUCAGCUUUGAGAAACUCAAAGCCGCUACCUCAGACCCCUCAUCCCUGAGCAGUGAGGAGGCCUCACGGCGUGCCCGUUUCUCCAAGUAUGAAGAGUAUAUCCGCAAGCUAAAAGCCGGCGAGGCCCUACCCUGGCCCAUGCAUGCUUCCCCACCUAAACCAGAUGACCUCAACUCAAAACUGGCCCAAGAAAAGAGUGCUACCCUCCUCCCGCCUCCUGGAUGUCUACCAGGGGCCGAGGCACAGAUCUACCCAUCCAGCCUGGACCACAAACCACCAGUAGCACCUCAGCUGGUAAAUUCUCAGCCAACCAAUCCCUCUCACAUGCAGAACAUGGCCUCCCGAACAUCUAAGUAUGAUUUCUUCAUUCAGAAGCUGAAGAUGGGUCAAAGUUUAGAGCAGCAGAACGGUAAUACGUACAAGCGUCCCUCUAAGUAUGACCUGGAAAACGUGAAGUACCUGCACCUCUUCAAGCCCGGCGAGGGCAACCCCGACAUGGGCGGCGCCAUCGCCUUUAAGACUGGUAAAGUGGGUCGCCCUUCGAAGUACGACAUCAGACCAAUUCAGAAGCUGAUGCAGGGAAACCCCGAGGCGUCGCUGAUGCCCAACAUCCUCGCAACAGCGCCUGGGAAUCCGGGAGCUCCCGGUGUCCCCACCGUAGGUGCAGCUGGAGCCAGCAUUGCCCCUGGGCUUACGAUGGACCAGGCGGGUAAUUUGAGUUUCAACGCCUCCGACUACCUGAAGUCCAGCUUUUCCAAGACUGACUCCAUCACCACGGGCACCGUGUCCUCUGUCAAGAAUGGUCUGCCACCAGAUAAACCCCCCAGCGACGACGUCAACCUCUACCAGAAAUAUAUUGCCAGGUUCUCGGGCAGUCAACACUGUGGACACGUGCACUGUGCCUACCAGUACAGAGAGCAUUACCACUGCAUGGACCCUGAGUGCAACUACCAGAGGUUUACCAGUAAGCAGGAUGUAAUCAGGCACUACAACAUGCACAAGAAGAGGGACAACUCCCUGCAGCAUGGCUUCAUGCGCUUCAGCCCUCUGGACGACUGCAGCGUCUACUACCAUGGCUGCCACCUCAAUGGAAAAAGCACCCAUUACCACUGCAUGCAGGUGGGGUGCAGCAAGGUGUACACCAGCACCUCAGAUGUCAUGACCCAUGAAAACUUCCAUAAAAAGAACGCCCAGCUGAUCAACGAUGGCUUCCAGAGAUUCCGUGCCACUGAGGACUGUGGCACAGUGGGGUGUCAGUUCUACGGGCAGAAGACCACUCACUUCCACUGCAGACGCCCCGGCUGCACAUUCACCUUCAAGAACAAAUGUGACAUUGAGAAGCACAAAAGCUACCACAUUAAGGAUGACGCUUAUGCCAAAGAUGGCUUCAAGAAGUUUUAUAAAUACGAGGAAUGCAAGUACGAGGGCUGCGUGUACAGCAAGGCCACCAACCACUUCCACUGUAUCCGCUCAGGCUGCGGCUUCACUUUUACCUCCACGAGCCAGAUGACCUCCCACAAGCGCAAACACGAGCGCCGGCACAUCCGCUCCUCCGGCGUCAUGGGCCUCUCUUCGACUUUCCUGGCCGCGAAGGACGAGCCGGAGGAGUCGAGCAACGAUGACCUGAUAGACUUCUCGGCCAUAAGCAGCAAGAACUCCAGCCUGAGUGCCUCGCCGACGACCCAACAGUCCGCCACCGGACCGCACCUGUUGGCCACGCCCACCACCGCCGUCUCCUCCUCCUCUUCGUCCGGCCACACCCUCAAGCCCACCACCUCGCUGCCCAGCGCGGGCCAACGUAUGUCCAGCCUCCUGUCUCAGGCCCUGCCCAGCAACAUGCCGGUCGCCCUCGCGCUCUCCAACAGCGCCCUGGCUACCUCCAACCCCUUCUUCCCCCUCAUGCCCAGGCUGCCCCUCCAGCCUCCUCCACCGGCCGCUGGUCUCAUUUCAGCCGCCUCCUCCGGGGCUCACUCCAUGCCCACCGACUCUCUGACCCAGGGCUGCUCCACGGUGGGGGCGGACGGGGCCAUGGCGUCCACCCCGACCUCCUUUGCGCCCUCCUCCAUCAUGGAGAAGAUCUCUGCUAGCAAAGGGCUGAUAUCCCCCAUGAUGGCCAGGCUGGCGGCCGCCGCGCUGAAGCCCUCCAACAGUCCAGACACAGGGAACGGGCAGCCGGCUUCAGCCAGCCAGUUCAGUCUGGUUCAAGUGAAGCAGGAGCCGGCGGACGCCAACUCGGGGGCCUCCCAAGACUCUGCACAGGAGCACAGCCUGGACCUGAGCAAGAAAGACCACAGUAAUGAAUCAAACGGACACCCCGUACCAGGGAAUACAUCUCUUUUAUCCUCGCUUAUGAAUAAGAUGUCACAGGUGAACCCUGCCCUCUUCAGCGCCAUGAACCUGAAGACUGAGCUGGAGGCGGGCCAGGGCGGCGACACCUCGGAGCAUCUGAGCAGAGUGCUGAAGAAGCCACUGCCAGAAAAAUCCACUGAGAUCUGGAGGACAUACCUCCGCAGGUUUGACACUGAUGACUUCUGUGAGGCUCAGUGUGAUUUCCUACAGAAGGUUCACUUUCACUGCCUGGUAGAAGAUUGCGGCGCACUCUUCAGCACUGUGGACGGGGCCAUAAAGCAUGCUAACUUCCACCUCCGAGCAACCAUGAAAGUCAAAUCUGAGUCUCCCUUCGGCGAGGGCAAAGAGUCGGGCGAAGGAGCCCCGCUGCAGCCCGUGGCCCCCGUCUCGAUGGCCAACAACCCCUCCAUGGACGUGGCACACCUGACCUCCUCCGGGGGCUACAGCUCUCCUCCUCCCUCCCUGCUGGCCUGGAAGCAGCUGACUGGCAGCAUCCCUCAGAUGCCCGCCUCCAUGCCCAACCUGCCCGCCAACUCACCUGUGGCCACCACGUCUCUGGAGAACGCUAAACCACAAGUCAAACCCGGUUUCCUGCAAUUCCAGGAAAAUGAUCCCUGCUUGGCUACUGACUGUAAGUACUCCAACAAGUUCCACUUCCACUGCUUGUUUGGAAACUGCAAGUACGUGUGCAAGACCUCCGGAAAGGCCGAGUCCCACUGCUUGGACCACAUCAACCCCAACAACAACCUAGUGAACGUCCGCGACCAGUUCUCCUACUACUCUCUGCAGUGUCUGUGUCCCAACCAGCACUGCGAGUUCCGAAUGAGGGGCCACUAUCACUGUCUGCGGCCCGGCUGCUUCUUCGUCACUAACAUCACCACCAAGCUGCCGUGGCACAUCAAGAAGCACGAGAAGGCAGAGCGCCGCGCCGCCAACGGCUUCAAAUACUUCACUAAGAGAGAGGAGUGCGGCAGGCUGGGCUGCAAGUACAAUCAAGUCAACAGCCACUUCCACUGCAUCCGCGAGGGUUGCCAGUUCUCCUUCCUGCUCAAGCACCAGAUGACCUCUCACGCACGCAAACACAUGCGGCGAAUGCUGGGGAAGAACUUCGACAGAGUCCCGUCGCAGGUCAUGUCGCUCGGCCAGAGGCGAGGUGAGAUGCACCACUCGUCCGGCUUGGCGUCCGGGCAUCUCGCCGCCCAGCACGGCCUCGGCUCCAACUUCUCCUCCACCGGCAUGGACGAGACCGACGACUACAUGGACUACAUGGGGGGAGGGGGCAGCCCCCUGGGCCUCUCCUCGGAGUCCUCCAACCAGGACCGAAGCUGCACCAGCACCCCCGUGGGCAACGACAGCUCUCCGGCAGGACAAGGCUGCCCCGCCACCACUUCUGCUCCUACCACCCCUGCUGACACUAGCGCAACCCAAAACGCACCUCCUUCUUCCUCUCCUCCGGCCCAUCCCCCUCCCUCCCAUCAUCCUCCUCCUCCACCGCCACCUCCUCUCUCCGCUCCUCAGCCCGGCCUCCAGUCCCAAGCUCCAUCCCUCUCUCCCGCUCUCCUCCGACCUCCUCUCCCCUCACUCCCAUACCUCCUCUCUCCAUCCUGUCUGUCAUACUCUCUGCUCAGCGCCUCUCUGGGAGCCACUCGGAGUGUUGUCAUGCCAACCAACACACCAGCUUUCAGCCCCAUCAUUGCCACACCGUCUCCGGUUAAAAAUGACGUCCCUAUAGUGCAGGAUGCUGCAGGCAACACCAUCUCCAUUCCGACGGCCACCGGCGCAAAGAAGCGCUUCUGGAUCAUCGAGGACAUGUCGCCGUUUGGCAAGCGGCGCAAGACGGCGUCGUCCCGAAAGAUGCUGGACGAGGGGAUGAUGCUGGAGGGCUUCCGCCGCUACGACCUCUACGAGAACUGCAAGGACUCCAGCUGCCAGUUCUCCCUGAAGGUCACCCACUACCACUGCACCCGGGAGAACUGCGGCUACAAGUUCUGCGGCCGAACCCACAUGUACAAGCACGCGCAGCACCACGACCGCGUGGACAACCUGGUCCUGGACGACUUCAAGCGCUUCAAGUCCUCGCUCAGCUGCAACUUCCCCGACUGCCAGUUCUCGGGCAACAGCACCCACUUCCACUGCCUGCGCUGCGGCUUCCGCUGCACCGACAGCACCAAGGUGACGGCCCACCGCAAGCACCACGGCAAGCAAGACGUGAUCAGCGCCGCCGGCUUCUGCCAGUUCAGCUCCAGCGCCGACUGCGAGGUCCCCGACUGCAAAUAUAAGCUCAAGUGCUCGCACUUCCACUGCACCUUCCCCGAGUGCAAACACACGGUGGUGGGCAUGUCCCAGAUGGACUCCCACAAGAGGAAGCACGAGAAGCAGGAGCGCGGCGAGCUGCCGUCCGUGUCGCCCAAGCAGGAGAGCGCGCACCUCCUGGGAGGCGGCGUGGCGGCCGUCCCGCCGUCCUCCAUGGGCCUGUCCACCGCCUCCCCCGCGGGGCUCCACGGCUUGUCCCACAGCAUCAACAGCAGCGCCGCCUCCAUGCUCUACCAGACGGGCGGCAUGGCGUCUGACUAUAACCACUCGUACCCGCCGUCCUCCAUCAGCCUGGACGGCUCCCUCAACCUGGGCACCGACACCAGCAGCUCGCUGUUCUUCCUGAAGAACGCGGCCGGCCUCGGCCUCAGCGACUCGCUGGACCUCAGCAAGAAGAUGCAGCACGACGCGGCGCGGCCGGCCCACGACGGCGCCGCCGCCGCCGCCCCGCCACUGGGCCCGCCGGCCGCCCAGGACGACACCACCGGCACGUCCGGGGAGGCCGAAGACGACAUGUCGCCGGAGGAGGAGGCGCACGUGGAGGAGGAGGACGAGGACGAAGAGGACGAGGAGGAGGAGGAGCCCGAGGACGAGCUCAACUCCGACUCCAACGACGACUCGGCGGCGGAGCCCGAAGGCGAGAAGGACAAUGGCGUGAGCUUCGAUGCUUCCGUUAACCACACUGAUACUUCCCAACUGGAAAAACAAGACGCUGACCCGUGAAAAUAAACACACAUGAACAAAAAAAAAAAACAUUGAGAAAACAGAGACUGUAGGAACUGCAGAAACAUCCUGUGUACUAUGAAUAAACAAAAAUGAAAGUGGCCUCAUUUAUCAUGUUCAGAGACUUCAGAUGACAACGAAAAAAACAACAGCGUGGAGAAAAUGACGGCCCGAAAUGAUUUAUUAUGAUGUUUACAAGAUGACCAACAUUAUUAAUUCAAUUAUGCAUUAAAAAAUAUGAACGGAGACACACAGAGUUAGGCCCUGUUUUACACGUUAAGGGCAGCAAUGUAAAGCAUUUUACUACACAUCAGUCUUUUUGUGUGCGUGCAUGUUUGACUUUAAUUUAUUUUUAUUUUAUUUUUUUUUUUCCACUUUUUUGUGUGUGAAAAAAAAACACGUUGGAAAAACAAAAACAAAUCUCUCUAUAUAACUAUAUAUGUCAGUGUGUGUGGGUGUGCGUGGAUGUGUGUGUGUGUGUGUGAGAGAGAGAGAGACAAUAUUCAAAAGGAAAUUGCUGGCACAGGCGAAACGCAGGGCCGUGGAUACAGAGAAAAAAAAGGGACAUGAAUCAAUAAGGAGGGGAUGUGUUUCAAACCUGUGAUGAUUUUUUCUGUAUUAUUAUUAUUAUUAUUAUUGAUUAAUUAUGGUUGUGAGACGGUGAGAGAAGGGAGUCACACGCCGCGUGUUUCCCGCUCUCAGUGACACCAGGUGUCGACCAGGAACCGUCGGGUCAGUCUCAUGCAGUUGGGCGUCCGGCCGCUCGCCUCCACAGGUUUCCUCUGACAUUCUGAUCGAAAAAAGAAAAAAAAAAAAAAAAAAAACCUCUUUAACUAGCACCAAAACCAAGCUAAGACGGCCCUCCUGCCCCACACGCCUGUGGAGGGGCGGAGCUUGUU
Salarias fasciatus (jewelled blenny) is the source of this 7028-nucleotide messenger RNA. It is a transcript of the gene casz1, whose product is annotated as castor zinc finger 1. The record is from RefSeq and is a predicted model, not a curated record. Gene Ontology annotation, biological process: positive regulation of transcription by RNA polymerase II; regulation of neuron differentiation. Gene Ontology annotation, cellular component: nucleus. Gene Ontology annotation, molecular function: RNA polymerase II transcription regulatory region sequence-specific DNA binding; DNA-binding transcription factor activity, RNA polymerase II-specific. NCBI's taxonomy places the organism in Eukaryota, Metazoa, Chordata, Actinopteri, Blenniiformes, Blenniidae.